AUGGACAAGUUUGGAGACAAUGAUGCUUCCAUGCUAGGUAAUGAUGCUCAGGGUUUCGUUGAUUAUGAUUCCUUAGGUGACAUCAUUCACGACUACAAGGACAUUCUGCUCAACAACCCACAGCCUGUCCAACACGGCUUGGAAGGGAUCGACGGUUUCAAUGAUCAUCGUGCCGUUGAUCGAUCGGAUCAUGUGGCGGCAUAUCCAGGUCCACAGGGGGGGCCGAUUAAUAUGCAAGUGAGGUCCACACAGGACUAUCUCCAGCCUAUGCUUCCUCCAAUCCCACAACAGCAACCAGAUCCAGAUGCAAUAGCACCUCUGGCCACCGGUCCCGACCAUAUCUACAUACACUUGUCGAAGUUUGACGACAAGCCGAUUCCUGGCAGUGCUGCCGCUGCAAAGCGGAUCAGAGCUUUGGAGCAGGCCAUCAGCGAGAUACGGACCCAAAAGAAGGCCCGGAGGGAGAGCGUAUCCAUCGGAACAGCCAAUUUCUAUAACUGUGGCCCGUCGAAUACACCCAUUGGUAAUCCUCAGACGCUGCCGUCUGGAUACCAAUAUCAAGCACCCUCAGCCUACUCCAACAUCCCAACAUACCCUAAUAACAUGGCAGGUGGGAGUGGUGAAACCAGCAACCCAAACCCUCCUCCGGCACCCACCGCCAACCCAGUUCCUGAUGUUAUAAACAUACAGACUUGGACGUCCUCAAAGAUCUACCUGCACGUCGGUGAAGGCAUGGCGUACAUCGGGGUCUGCACUUUGCACAAGUCCGAUCUCCUUCCUGCUAUCUGCGCCACGCUCGAGAAUCAUAAUAUCAUAAUCCUGUCAGUGAAAUCGUCCUCACAUGGCAACUGGAGGACUUUCUUCAUUAAAGUUCAGACGACUGGCCCGACACCAGAGCAGAUACUGAACGGAGUUACGGCAGCGCAGCUGUACAAAGAAGCUGCUGAUGAGAUCGCAUUGAUCGUCUGAUAUUGACGAUCAUCAAUCUUCUAUAUACUGAGAAUUUUCUUGUAUAUCUAUCCCUGUUAGUAUUAUAGAGGAAACAUUAGUAGCUGUCAGAAGCUU
Messenger RNA from Punica granatum (pomegranate), 1065 nucleotides. Lineage: Eukaryota; Viridiplantae; Streptophyta; Magnoliopsida; Myrtales; Lythraceae. The record is from RefSeq and is a predicted model, not a curated record.